GUUAAAAGUUUGAGUAAAAAUGUGUCUGACUUUACUUAUUGCGGCGUCCUUAGUUAGCACAGCUUUAAGUGAUGAUUUAAGUGAUAAAUUAAGCGUAAAAAAUGUGUAUCCGGACGAUGCCUAUAACCACAUGAAUUUCACGACAAAAUGUUUCGGAGAUUUGGGAUGUUUCUAUACCGGUCCACCUUGGUACCAUCCUCUGUACAGACCAGUAACUGUACCACCACAAGAACUGCACACAAAGUUUCUGUUGUAUACACGCUCCAAUCAAAAGAAGCCCUUUGAUCUGAAACCAACACCAGAAUCACUGUCGAAGUCUCCCUUCAAAGAUAAUUUACCAACAAAAGUACUCGUUCACGGAUAUUUAGGUCAUCCAAAAUCAGUUACAAAGAGCGAGUCGUUAAAAGUCACCGGAUUGGAAAAUCGUAGCCCGUUGCACUUUGAGAUUGCAACUAUUCUUUUUCCAUUCCUACAGGGUAUAAUGACAGAGCUCCUGAAGUAUUCCUCUUACAAUGUAAUCUUAGUCGACUAUUCACGUGAAGCAAGCGGUACUCUAGCUCAAUCUGUUGCCAACGCAAGAUUGGUCGGAGCUUAUACAGCUAAACUUCUUCAUUUCAUAAUGAAUCAAACUGGAUUGGAACCAGAAAACAUCCAUCUUAUUGGUCUCAGUCUUGGUGGUCAGCUGAUUAGUUACAUUGGAGAGAGAAUUAAUAAUCUGGGCAGAAUCACAGGCUUAGAUCCAGCAGGUCCAUACUUUGAUCAUGCACCCAAAGAAGUUCGUUUAGAUAGGAGUGAUGCUAUCUUUGUUGAUGUUAUACAGACGAAUGCAGGAAAAAAUCUUUAUGAGGGAUCUGGCACAGAUGAUAUGGUUGGGCAUGCCGUCUUCUCCCCCAACGGUGGUAAUCGUCAACCAGGCUGCAAAUACAAACCUACCAAACGUCCUCGCGGCUACUCUGGUCUUCAGUCCGGCCCUUUAUGCAGCCACAGGAGAUCUGUAGACUAUUUCAAGUCUUCCAUCAAUACUUGCAAGUACACUUCAUAUGCAUGCUUCUCCUACGAAGCAUUUAAGGAUGGUCACUGCAAGAACACCCCAUACAAGAACAGGAUAGGAUUCCACGCUGUCAAACCACCCUAUCAGCUCAAUUAUUUCUUGGACACCAGCGGUAAAGCUCCCUACUGUGAAGCCAAAUAAUUUCUCUAAUCCUCCGAUUGUUAUGUAGUUAUGAAUCCUCAUUAAAUUAUGAUUUAGAUUGCAUU
Messenger RNA from Parasteatoda tepidariorum (common house spider), 1257 nucleotides. The record is from RefSeq and is a predicted model, not a curated record. Lineage: Eukaryota; Metazoa; Arthropoda; Arachnida; Araneae; Theridiidae.